Helianthus annuus (common sunflower) is the source of this 535-nucleotide messenger RNA. Its product is annotated as formin-like protein 5. Lineage: Eukaryota; Viridiplantae; Streptophyta; Magnoliopsida; Asterales; Asteraceae. The coding region runs from base 1 to 438 and encodes 145 amino acids. The transcript has 2 exons. The record is from RefSeq and is a predicted model, not a curated record.
AUGAAGAAGACUUUUGACCCAAGAGGAGUUGCUCUAUUAUUGCUUGUGUUUUAUCUAAUCAUUCAUAAUGUUUCUGCUUCAAUCAAACCACAUCAAGGAAGUGUAUUUUCUGGUAGGAGUAGAAUGCUUAGAAAGGUGUCGUCAGCGCCGCCGCCGCCAAAGCUAGGUAAAAUUAAGAGUUAUGUGUUUCUUCGUCCGCCUCCGCCGCCACUAUCAACGCUACAAAUCAGCGGCAUAGAUUCAAGUUUGCGUACGGUACGUAGGGGUUCACCCCCGGCACCAAAGCCAAGUCGACCACGGAAUUUCUUUAUAUUUCCUUCACCACCACUUAGGACACCUCCACCACCUCCCCCACCGCCGCCACCACCACCAGCGCGGAUGCAUAAACGACCUUCAAAGUGCAACGUCCCUCCACCACCCCCACCGGAGAGUACUUAAAGAUCAUCAACAUUGUAAUCUCCUUGUAUUUUGAUUUUUCAAUGUAUUUGGACUUUUUUUAUAUUUAAUAUAGAAGAUGUGGUAAAUUACCGAACUA